CCACAAACCAACACUGGUACUAAAAUACUUUUAUGUUAUAGGAAGAGAGAAAGAAUGGGGGUUUUGGCUCUAGUUUUGUUCGCCUUGGCUGAUAUUACUCUACUCAUCAGCCGAAGCCUCUUCAAUGAGAUGCUCAAGCUUCGCAACGAUGCUGCCUGCCCUGCCAAGGGGUUCUACACUUAUGAUGCUUUCAUUGUUGCUGCCAACUCUUCUUGGCGCUUUUGGUGGGUGGGCUACCGCCUUGGAUGGUCCAUAUGCAUGGGGCUAUUGCUUAGUUUGAGAGCAAGCAAUUACAACUACGGUCCAGCAGAAAGAGCCAUAACCCACAACUUGCUUAAUGACCCAGAUGCUGUGGCAAGAGACGCUGACAUUUCUUUCAAGACAGCUCUUUGGUUUUGGAUGACUCCACAGUCUCCCAAACCUUCAAGUUACGAUGUAAUCACUAGAAAAUGGAGGCCAUCUGCGCAGACAUGGCAACUGGUCAAGUGCCUGGGUACGAGGUCAUUACCAACAUAAUCAACAGUGGCAUUGAGUGUGGCAAAGGUUCAAACAAGCAGGUUGUUGACCAGAUUGGGUACUAUAAGAGAUACUUUGAUUUACUGAAAGUUGGUUAUGGCAACAAUCUUGACCGU
Molecule: messenger RNA, 632 nt
Organism: Rubroshorea leprosula
Lineage: Eukaryota; Viridiplantae; Streptophyta; Magnoliopsida; Malvales; Dipterocarpaceae
Source: the annotation of a GenBank genome assembly